UUCCCGAGGUUAUGUGCCCUUCAAACCCACCUGGCGCCUGCCAGUGCUCCGCCAGCCCCUGGCAAUGCGCACCCCAGUGAUCACCAAGUGCAAAAACCAAUCCUAAACCCCUGCCGAAGUGUUGAACCCUCAAAAAUGUCUCAAAAGCCCCCCAAUACCGGGAAGGACGUCCUCUUCCGUCGAAUGCUGAUGGCAGUGGUCUCCAGCAUAAUAGUGCAGUGCCUGCUGAUGUCCCUGGUGGUGCUGCUGACGCACCUCUCGCCGACGAGGCCGCUCUCCUGGCUAGAGGAGAGCCUCUCCCUGGUGACGUCCCUGAGCACCUGGUGCUACUUCCUGAUCCUCUCAGCAGUGAUCGUCCUCCAGGGUGUCGUCUGCAGCAAGAGCUACCUCACAUCGCCGCCUCUGUUGGACACGAGGUUCGCAGUCCUCUGCAGCGUCUUCACCCCCCACAACCUGACAGUGGUCUCCCUGCACCUGACGAUCGGCGCGAUCCUGGUGUGGCUGCACCUCUCCUUCGAGGGCAGCCUGUCCCUCUCAAAAAAAUGUGAAACCCUCGCUGGCAACUGCCUCAGAGAGGACUACGUGUACCUCCUGCUGUCGGGGGUGUUCACAGGCGCCCACCACUUCCUCAGGAGCAGCUUCUUCGAGACGAGGCACCUGGAGUUCCCGGUGAUACCGCAGGGCAAGUUCACGCAGGUGAGGCGAGAGAUGUCUCGACUGAUCCCCAGGGUAAUGACGACCGCAGUCUGGCCUGUGAUGUACUUCCUGGGGCUGUACUACAGCUUCGGGGGGUGCGUCAGGGGUGUCGUGGCCCCCGUGCUCUUCCUGAGCGUCGAGGACGAGCCCCUGGACAGGGUCUCCCGCCUCGUCGACGUGCAGCUGAUGUUCAGGGUGUGGCUGUACAGCGGAUUCUUCUCGCUGACGAUGGAGAGCAUGCACCUGCUGUUCCAGGUGCACCUGACCGAGUGGAUGGAGUUCGACGUUGGCCAGAGGGUCUACGAGGAGCGAGCCUCGAUGAGCCUGGGGGAGGCCCUGGCCCUGGAGGAGGUGCCCAUCAUGCAGCAGCUGGGGUUCCUGGACCUGGUGACGCUGGCCCAGAAGCAGAAGAGCAGGAGGGGGAUCAUUUUCUCGUUGAGCCAGCCUGGGGGCCACCCCUACAACUGGAACUGCAUCGUGGACAGGUGCCUGGGGGUCGCCAGGGGGUUCGCAAAGAGGGUGGAGGAGGUGUGUGCUGCCAAGCAAGAGGUCGUCGUCCCCCUGAAACCCGUCGCUGCCACCCUGGAGAGACCCUACGCCUUUCACAUGAGGAACCUGGCGAGGGUCGAGAGCCCUGAGAGAGCCCGGGGGAGCUGCCCCCAGCCCCUGCCAUCCACUGGACAACUCAUCCUGGAGUUCGUGAAGAGCAGGAGACAGAGGAUCGUGGACUACGUGAUGUCGAAACCGUUGGUCUUCUACUUCUUCGGGGUGAGGAGUGACAGCAAGAUUCGACAUCUUCUGGUCACGGGGCAGUCGGUGAUCUGGGCUGUCGAGGCCAUCUCCUCGCUGGCGGUUAUUUCCCUGCGGGAGGAUUCUUAUGGGAUUGUGCAGAAGGACCUGCCGGGGAUGAUCGAGGCGCUGCUGGGGCUCAAGCAGGCCUUGGACAAGCUGCAUAAGAUGAGCCUGUUGAGCAGGAAGCCGCAGCAGGACGACAGGGAGAUUAGGUAUUUGUUGGGGGCGUUGAGGAGUGCUGAUAAGAGGGGGAUUUACAGGAUUGUUGUUGCGUUCAGGGAGUAUUUUGAGGAUCUCGCGCUCGAUCAGGGGGUCAGGGAUCAGCUGCAGGGAUUUUUUUCGUUUAGAGAGUGAAUGUUGAAUUUUUGGGAUUAGCUAAUGCCUUCUCUAUUGGAAUUUGUAUUUAUAGGAUAUUUUUGAUAUUCUUAAAUAUGAUAAGGGAUUAUUCUUAAGUGUAUUUGUACCUCAUUGUUUUCUAUGAAAUAAAA
Messenger RNA from Diachasma alloeum, 1976 nucleotides. RefSeq names its product nucleoporin NDC1 (gene Ndc1). Bases 136 to 1842 code for a protein of 568 amino acids. The record is from RefSeq and is a predicted model, not a curated record. Gene Ontology annotation, biological process: nuclear pore organization. Gene Ontology annotation, cellular component: nuclear pore transmembrane ring. The transcript has a single exon. Lineage: Eukaryota; Metazoa; Arthropoda; Insecta; Hymenoptera; Braconidae. Gene Ontology annotation, molecular function: protein-macromolecule adaptor activity.